Messenger RNA from Brassica oleracea var. oleracea, 567 nucleotides. Its product is annotated as chlorophyllide a oxygenase, chloroplastic-like. The record is from RefSeq and is a predicted model, not a curated record. The transcript has 2 exons. NCBI's taxonomy places the organism in Eukaryota, Viridiplantae, Streptophyta, Magnoliopsida, Brassicales, Brassicaceae. Bases 106 to 567 code for a protein of 153 amino acids.
CUUCUCUUAUCAACAAAAAAUUCGAAUUAAUAAAAAAGUAAAAUCCCUUUUGUCUCUCUAAUCUCUUUGUCUAUUAUCUCUUUCGUUCCUUCCGGUGACGACGCCAUGAACGCCGCCGUGUUUACGUCUUCUGCUUUAUCUCUACCCAUAUCCUUCUGUAAAACUAGAUCAUCUCAAGUCACCAGAAAGAAGGGAGAGUUCAGGGUUUUUGCUGUGUUUGGGGAAGAUAGUGGGUUAGUUGAGAAAAAGAAUCAAUGGGGGCAUUUGUUUGAUGUGGAGGAUCCUAGAUCAAAAACUCCUCCUCCUCCUUAUAAAGGCAAAGGCAAGUUCAUGGAUGUAAACCAAGCGCUUGAAGUUGCUAGGCUCGAUAUCCAAUAUCUGGAUUGGCGUGCUCGUCAAGAUCUUCUUACCAUCAUGCUCCUUCACGACAAGGUUUGUUUCUCACCACAGUAUCUAUCAUCUACAUUGACCUCUCAGCAUAUUACACCCCAUCGAUCAUCUGGUUCCUGUGGAAGGCGCGUAAUGCAAAGGUCUUUGAUAACAAGGAGAUCUCGCCGAUGGAAGUGA